Entamoeba invadens IP1 is the source of this 522-nucleotide messenger RNA. RefSeq lists its product as hypothetical. The transcript has a single exon. Bases 1 to 522 code for a protein of 173 amino acids. NCBI's taxonomy places the organism in Eukaryota, Evosea, Mastigamoebida, Endamoebidae. The record is from RefSeq and is a predicted model, not a curated record.
AUGAUUGUGAUAUUUGGGCUACUUUUUUGCCUGACAUUGGGCGGAGGGCCUUUUGACAACCCAAUCAUCAAGAUGGGUCUUGGAGCCGUCGGCGUGAAAAUCAUCUCUCCUGGUGAUUUAAAAGGAGCCGCCUCUGCUGUUCCCGACAAGGGUGGCAUUGCCAAUUUUGCUAUGCAAGAACCGAUGGCACGGAAAGGUUCCGAAUCAUCAGUCCUACCCAGUGAACUCAAGUUAAAAGUUGUUGACGAGGUUCAACGACAAUUUGCUUUAAUUCUUGAUUUGUGUUUCUAUGGCCCUUACGGAAUACCCGUUUACACGCCAAUCAUCUCGCCAUGUGUCACGAUGAUGACGAUGUUACAGGUCAUGACUGCUUGGCAACAGGUAGAGGUGUUUAGAAAGCAAUUUGAAAUGGAGGAAUAUGCUCAAAUAGCUGGUAUGGCGAUGAAUGGGUAUGUUGUAGCGCGAAAUUUGAAUCUGAGGCAUAGGGUCGACUUAGGGAAGUGGCAAGACACCAACCCAUAG